This is a messenger RNA of Lemur catta (Ring-tailed lemur), 10321 nucleotides long. RefSeq names its product tet methylcytosine dioxygenase 2 (gene TET2). The record is from RefSeq and is a predicted model, not a curated record. Lineage: Eukaryota; Metazoa; Chordata; Mammalia; Primates; Lemuridae. Gene Ontology annotation, cellular component: nucleus. Gene Ontology annotation, molecular function: DNA 5-methylcytosine dioxygenase activity. Gene Ontology annotation, biological process: myeloid cell differentiation; positive regulation of transcription by RNA polymerase II; oxidative demethylation. The transcript is spliced from 10 exons. The coding region runs from base 859 to 6873 and encodes 2004 amino acids.
UUUUUAAUGUACAUAUCCAAUCUCUCUGGCUAAAUUAAAGCCCUUGAGCACAGGAAACACGUGUUAUCAUGUUUUCCCUUUUUCAUAGCACUUAGCACAUGGUCUUGAUGGUGCUGCCUACUGAAUAAAUAUUUGGUAUUUGUGAGCUUAGUUGGUGCCACGUCUCAACAAGUACAAGGGCUUAAACCAAUGAUUCUCCAUCCUGGCUUCACCUUAGAAUUACCUGGGGAAUAAAGCUUCAUCUGAGCCCACUGAGUCCGAAUCUCCGAGCAUAAAUGUUCAGCUUUGCACCCAGGUGAUAUUCCCAGAAACCAGGCUGAGAACCAGUGGACUCAACAGACGAAGGAACAUAAUAAGGCAGCGGUUCUUAACUCCAGUUGGUUAUGCAGUCAAGAUGCGGGGACCAAAGGUGCUCUGGGCAUUGCAAAGUGCCUGCAAAUAUCAGACAAUAUUAUUGUGGUGCAUCUGAGAGUGUGGCGUUGCUUUGAGAAAGAUCCUCUAACCCUAAAUUUUUUAGUAGCCAAGAGUGUAAAGGAAAUAGGUCAUUACAGGUAUCUAAACACUUUUAAAGGCUCCACGAUGGCUUUUAUGCCAGAUGCAUAUGUCCUGUUGCUUUUUGCUAACUUAGAAAUAUUCACACGCUGUGUCUUUUCCAGGCUGGCAAACGCUGAGCAAGCAGCACGCUGUCCCGAGAGUGUCAACUCGCCUUUGCUCCUGUUGAGUGAGGACUCUGGGGAGCAGGAGAUGGGCGCGGGCGCAGCCGCGGCCGGCAGGACGUGAUCCAGGCGGAGCAGUGAGGGACGGAGCUGCUGAAUUCAUCCGGAGGGCGGCCUUGUGGAUGGUCCCGAAGCACGCCUGAUGGAACAAGACAGAACGAGCCAUGUUGAGGGCAACAGACAAAGUCCAUUCCUGACACUGUCGCCUUCUCCGGUCUGCCAGACGGAAGCUCUGGCUAGAAAGCUCCAGAAUGGAAGCCCGUUGGCCGAGAGGCCCCGUGCGGAAGUGAAUGGAGAAACCAAGUGGCAGAGUUUCCGGAGUUAUCAUGGGAUAACCCACAUGAAGGGGAGCCAGACCAGCCGGGCGAGUCCUGACUUUAUGCAGGAAGGACGGGGGUACUCCAGCUGUCUGCAGAACGGAGGGAUCAAGCGCACGGUCAGCGAACCUUCCCUGUCUGGCCUCCACCAGCACAAGAAACUGAAACAAGACCAACAGGCUAACGGAGAAGGGCACAAGCUCUCCAGGGACAGUCAAGCAAGCAACCCAAGCGAAAGCAGCCAUCAACCCAACGCCUCCCAUCAGAACGACAAAAGAGAAUCCGUGAGCUCUGGGGCCCAGGACAAGGCGGUUAAAGGUUUCACCAGUUUCUCGACCCGCAACGGCAGCGGGUGCGAAAACCCAGAGCUUCGGCUUCCGAGCGAGCAGGAGGGGAAGAAUGCCAGCUCCCGCGACCAGAACGUCGUUUUACUUCUCACCACCAAGGCAGUGCUAAUACCCAAUGGUGCUACCGUUUCUGCCUCUUCCAUGGAAAACACACAGGGUGAACUCCCGGGGCAAACGCCAUCCCGGUGCUAUCCGGGCCGUGUGUCCACCGCGCUGCAGAAAACCACAUCUCAGCCCGGUGACACGGGCGGGCCGGCCCCGCACGAGCCGCCCCGGGAGGUCACCCACCCCGCGCAUACCUCAGGGCACACCUCCAACUCCGAGCUGCCCCCGGAGCCAGCGGCAGUGGGGACCGAGGCCUGCGAGGCUGACAUGGCCCGGGAGCCGGCCGCGAUGCCGGAGCCCUGUCCCUUUCAGAAUCCAGAACAGCUGCGACCACAGAAGGCGGUGCUAGAGCUGUGCCCGUGCCCCCCGGAGAACGGCAGCGUCCGGGGAGCCACAGAGCUGGCAUCUGGUGGAGAAUUCCGUGCAGGCCCCGGCAGCGAUUUGCAGGCUCCUGGUGGCAGCUCUGAACGGCAUUUUUUAAAGCCAACUGAAACGAAUGGUGCUUACUUCGAGCAAAGCUCAGUGUUCAUUAAGGAUUCCUUUUCGGCCACUACCACGCCACCGCCAUCAGGAUUGCUUCUUUCUCCCCCUCCUCCUCCUCCUCUUCCUCCUCCUCCUCCUCCUCCUCCUCCUCCUCGUCCGCAGGUUCCUCAGCUUCCCCCGGAAGGAAAAAGCACUCUGAACGAUGGAGUUUUACGAGAACGCCAUCAAUACCCCAACCAAAGCAAUGCGACUCUUUUAAGCCAAGUGGGAAUAGAGGGUGCACCUAAGGCACCACCAGCCCAGAGCCCUAAUCCCACACGUGGAUCCCACCCGUGUCUGAUGGUUUCAGAACGGUCCCAGAAUGAUUUCGUUAACAGGGGUGACAGACGGACGCCGGGGACCCUGUGCUCUGAGCAAACAAGACCGGUGCCAGCGCAUCUCAGCGCAUCCCCAGCCAUCCUCGGGGAUCUGCAGAACCACUGCCGGCCGUCGGGGAGACACGAAGAGCAAGGGAUUCCGCAGGGUCGCGACAAGGAGCAAACACGAGAUCUUGGGCUCCCGACUCAGCACUCUCUGAAACCAGGGUGGAUUGAGUUGAAGGCCCUGCAUUUUCAUCAGCGAGGAUCCCACCCAAAACGUGACGAAGCCUUACUGCCACCCACUCUUCGGUAUCGAUCCAACUCCUCCCAUCCAAUGACCUCCAAACCAUACACUGGAAAUUCCACCCUGCCGGGGACGCUCCCCAGGCACGGUUACAUCCAUAACCCGGUGCGGCUGGAGCAGAAGUCACACACGUACCACGGGGAGAUGAACCAAGGCCAGGCUCAAGGUACAGUGGACCGACACCUCCAGUUCCAGAAACGACCGCACGCCAUCCACUUCUCCAAAGCGGAGCCUGCACCCGAAACUCAUGUGCGGUCGCUGUGUGCUCCUAGAUUUCAUUUUCAACACAGAGCAGACCCCCAAGCUGAGAAGCUCACGUCCCCGUUGUUAAAACAGCACUUGAAUCGACAGGCUUCGGACACUGAGCCGUUCUCAAACUCACACCUUUUGCAACACAAGCCUCAGAAUCCGGCGGCACAAACCCAACCGUCCCAGAAUUCACAUCUCCCCCCGAACCAGCAACAGCAGCCAAAAUUACAGAUGAGGAAUAAAGAACAAAUGCUCCCGACGUUUCCUCACCCCCAAAGCAACAGCGAUCCGCAAAGGGAAGGAUCGUUCUUUGGCCAGAUUAAAGUGGAAGAGUGCUUUCCUGGUGAAAAUCAGUAUUCGAAAUCAAGUGAGUUCCAGGCUCGUCGUGCCCAAAUGGGACUGGAGCAAGUACAGACUAUGCACAGUAGAAAUUCCCCUUACAGUCACCUCUUGAAAUCAAGUGCAAAUAAAGGGCAGAUUUCUUGUUCAAACAGUGCCCACCUCGUUGCAGAGCAUAAAGAACAGACUCUCCACGCUGAACUCUUUGCUGGCAACAAGACCCCAAACUUGCAUCGUAUGCAAUAUUUUCCAAAUAAUGUGACCCCAAAGCAAGAUGUGCUUCACAGGUACUUUCGAGAACAAGAGCAGAAGCCUCAGCAAGCUUCGGCUCUGCAGGAAUAUACAAGUAGACACCAAGAUGUGUCUAAUCAACACGCCGUACAACUCACGAAGCAAAGGUACUUGGAUACCCAAGCCAAUGCUUACCCUGUGCCUGACCAGGGAGGGAGUCGCCUUCAGACUCCUCCCCAGAGGGACCUUCACAAGCACGCUGCCCUAAGGUGGCACCUCUUGCAGAAGCAAGAACUGCAGCAGCAAACGCAGCAGCCGCAGCCUGAGUCUUGCCACAAUCAGGUGCACAGGCCGAUUAAGGUGGAACCCGGAUCCAAGCCCCGUGCCUGUAUGCACUCCAUGUCGGCACAGCCCGAAAACAAAGUGUGGAAAAAGAUAACGAAGCAAGAGAUUCCUCCUCCAAGCUGUGACGAUGUCCAGCCAAAGAGCAUUAUUGAGACCAUGGAGCAGCACCUGAAGCAGUUUCAGGUCAAAUCUUUAUUUGACCACAAGGCUCUUACCCUCAAGUCACAGAAGCAAGUCAAAGUUGAAAUGUCAGGGCCAGUCACGGUUUUGACGAGACAAACCACUGCGGCAGAACUUGACGGCCCCGCCCCAGCUUCAGAGCAGCAAGCAACCCCUUCUUCGGAAAAGACCCCAACCAAAAGAACAGCUGGUUCUGUUCUCAAUAAUUUUUUAGAGUCACCUUCCAAAUUACUAGAUACGCCUAUAAAAAAUUUACUGGAUACACCUGUCAAGACUCAGUAUGAUUUCCCAUCAUGCAGUUGUGUAGAGCAAAUUAUUGAAAAAGAUGAAGGCCCUUUUUAUAUCCAACUAGGAGCAGGUCCUAAUGUGGCAGCUAUUAGAGAAAUCAUGGAAGAAAGGUUUGGACAGAAGGGUAAAGCAAUUAGGAUUGAAAGAGUCGUCUAUACUGGUAAAGAAGGCAAGAGUUCUCAGGGAUGUCCAAUUGCUAAAUGGGUGGUUCGCAGAAGCUGCAGUGAGGAGAAGCUGCUUUGUCUGGUGCGGGAACGGGCCGGGCACACCUGCGAGGCCGCGGUCAUCGUCAUCCUCAUCCUGGUGUGGGAAGGGAUCCCGUUGUCCCUGGCCGACAGCCUCUACUCGGAGCUCACCGAGACGCUGAGGAAGUACGGCACGCUCACCAACCGCCGCUGUGCCCUGAACGAAGAGAGAACGUGUGCCUGUCAGGGGCUGGACCCAGAGACCUGCGGGGCCUCCUUUUCUUUCGGCUGUUCCUGGAGCAUGUACUACAACGGGUGUAAGUUUGCCAGAAGCAAGAUCCCGAGGAAAUUUAAGCUGCUUGGGGACGACCCAAAAGAGGAAGAGAAACUGGAGUCUCAUUUGCAAAACCUGUCCACUCUUAUGGCACCAACGUACAAGAAACUUGCACCCGAUGCAUACAAUAAUCAGAUCGAAUACGAGCACAGGGCGCCGGAGUGCCGUCUGGGCCUGAAGGAAGGCCGUCCCUUCUCAGGGGUCACCGCGUGCCUGGACUUCUGUGCCCACGCCCACAGGGACCUGCACAACAUGCAGAACGGCAGCACGCUGGUGUGCACUCUCACCAGGGAAGACAAUCGCGAAAUCGGGGGGAAGCCCGAGGACGAGCAGCUGCACGUUCUGCCUCUGUACAAAGUCUCCGACGUGGACGAGUUUGGGAGCAUCGAAGCUCAGGAGGAGAAAAAGCGCAACGGGUCCAUCCAGGUCCUGAGCUCCUUCCGACGGAAGGUCCGGAUGCUGGCGGAGCCCGUCAAGACCUGCAGGCAGAGGAAGCUGGAAGCCAAGAAGGCGGCUGCGGAGAAGCUUUCCUCCCUGGACGGCAGCGCCGGCAAGAACGAGAAGGAGAAGGCGGCCCCGUCGCGGGCAAAGCAGACGGAAAAUGCCAGCCAGGCCAAGCAGCUGGCAGAACUCCUGCGACCUCCAGGGCCCGUCCUGCAGCAGCCCCCGCCCCAGCCUCUGCAGAAAGAGCCACCGCAGGGACAGCCGCAGGGACCCCAGCCGCCACACCACCCCGCGACUCAUCAUCCUCAGCCCGACGCCGUGGGCUCUUACUCUGCUCCCGGACCCCCCAGUCCCUACAUGAGACAGCCCCACCCGGUCAGCCCUUACCCCGGCGCGUCACACCCUGCGGACAUGUACGGAGGUGCCACCUCCACGAACCUCUAUCCCCCCGUGCCCCCCGCCGCGGGUUCCUACCGGAGCCCCUCCAACGCCGUGAGCCCCUACCCCGGGCUCCUGGCCCAGAGCCCCCAGUACCCGUCGUACCAGUGCAAUGGCACCGCCUCGGUGGACAGCGGCCCCCCGUACCUGGGGCCCUACUCCCCCCAGUCGCAGCCCGUGGACCACCUGUACAGGUGCCCCAGCCAGGACCCCCUCCCCAAGCUCGGCCUCCCGCCCAUCCACACGCUCUACCAGCCGCGGUUUGGAACCAGCCAGAGCUUUGCCUCCAGGUACUUGGGUUACGGGAACCCAAGCGUGCCGGGCGAUGCCUUCAGCCAUUGCACCAUCAGACCCAGCGUGCACCACGGGGGGACUUUCGCUCCUUAUGCCACCACUCCCGAGGCCGACGGCGACUUCGUGGGAGCCGUCUCCAGGCUCCCCCCCAGUCUGAGCGGUGCGAACGUGGACUGUAACAACGGUGACCAUCACGCCCCGUCUCACCUGAUCCACGGCUACGGCCCGGCCCCGGGCAGGUUCCCUGGCUCCCUGCACGCUCUGCAGCUCCAGGACAAGGAGGACAACCUGCUUCCCCCCACGGCGAACGGGCUGUCCAAGAUGCUCCCGGGUGUCCCCCACGACAGGACUGCCUGCGUCCAGGACAUGUCCCUGACACCAGGGGAGGCUCCCGGUCAGGACAAGCCGCAGGUGGCUCCUGCAGCUGCAGACGAGGACGAGGUCUGGUCGGACAGCGAGCAGAGCUUUCUGGAUCCCGACAUCGGUGGCGUGGCUGUGGCCCCCACGCACGGGUCCAUCCUCAUCGAGUGUGCCAAGCGCGAGCUUCACGCCACCACCCCCCUGAAGAAUCCCAACCGGAACCACCCCACGAGGAUCUCCCUGGUCUUCUACCAGCACAAGAGCAUGAACGAGCCCAAACACGGGCUGGCCCUCUGGGAGGCGAAGAUGGCCGAGAAGGCCCGGGAGAAGGAGGAGGAGUGUGAGAAGUACGGCCCGGACCACGUGCCGCAGAAAACCCACGGGAAGAAGGUGAAGCGGGAGCCCCCGGAGUCGCAGGAGCCCCCCGAGCCCACCUACCUGCGCUUCUUCAAGUCCCUGGCCGAGAAGACGACGUCCCUGACCACUGACUCCACGGUGACCACCUCGCCAUACGCCUUCACCCGGGUCACAGGGCCUUACAACAGAUAUAUCUGAUGUCGCCGCCCUCGACAAAGCCACUGCCGACCCGGCAGUGGAGCGGUGCUCAUGGCGUGGGGCAGUGGGGACAGGCACAGUGUUCAUGGCAAACGUGGUGAGAGAAGCCUCAGCUCACCAGCAAAAAAAAAAAAAAAAAAGAGGUGAUCUUACCCUAGCACUUAAUUUCUGCUGACUCCCAAGUGGUCACAGGUGGCUCCAAGGAGAAAGACCAAAGCAUCCUAUGCAAAACGAAGGUGGACGGUGGGGUGGGGGGGGGAAACGUUCUGCAAUUUACAUUUUUAAACACUGGUUCUAUUACUGGACGAGAUGAUACGUCAAUGUGAUUUGUUUGUUUUUUUUUCCCCCCCCCCUCCGCUUACAGCUCUGCACAUCUGUGACCACUUUUAAUAAUAGUGAGUUUGCAUAGUCAUGGAACACAAACCAGACAAGUACUGUAGUCUCACGGUGACAGGAAUCUUAACCUACCAUCUGGUGCUGAAUACACGAUGUACUCAAAUACUGGAAACGAUGGCUUUUGGACGUGGCAGUUCUUACUGUAACCUUAAUAUUAACUCUUAUUUAUCAAACUAGCUACAGGAAAAACCAACGAAUGGCAGCAAAACACUGAAAUUGUUUGGUUGUGCUAAGAAAUGGUGCUAAGACAAUGGUGUCUUUAACAGUUGAAAUUUUAAUGCCUUUAUGUCAUCAAGAUGCUAUCAGUAUACUCCAGUGCCCUCGAGUAAGCGGGGCACCUUUUCAUUCAACUUUUUACCGUCAUUACCUGUUCUUACACAAGCUUAGUUUUUAAGAUGUGGACAUUUUAAAAGCCCUCUGGAUUUUGGUCAUCCGGUGACGUCCUUGUAGGACAAUAAACAUAUAUAUGUACAUAUAUACACAGACCUAUGUGUAUGUGCACACACGUAUGUGUAUGAAUAUUUUAAAUGAUGUUUUAGAAGCACUUUGUCUACCUAAGCUUUGACAACUUGAACAAUGCUAAGGUACUGAGACGUUUUAAAAAAAAAAAACAACAACAAAAGUUUACUUUCCUUUUAGAAUGCAAAGUUGAUCUCUUUUUUUUUAAUGAAACAAGGAAAGCUUUUAAACUAUUUUUUUUUUUUGCUUUUCGCCAUGUAUCUGCCCGAUGAGCAAGAUGUCCAUUUUUUUUAACACAAGCCAGUCAGAUCCAAAACGGGGCUCGCUGGAUUCAAGGGAGUACGUCAGUCCCACCGCACACGCGUGUUUUUGGUGCUCACCUCACAUCUUAUACUGUAAGACAGUUUUUCUACGGAACCGUAUGACAAGUUCAUUGCUCAGAUAUGUACAGUUUCAAGGAUUUUCUGUGAACUGCAGGUCAUAGUUAGCAGCAUGCUAGAGAGUCAACAGAGCUAAUUCUCUUCAGCCCAUGCUGCUCUGUGGAUCUGUCUGCUCUUCAGAGAAUUUUCUGGCAGCCUGCCUUGGUGUUGAUAAUUAUGUACAUUGUGAUGUCGUCAUUUCUUAGCUGAAAUGUCCUCUUUCCCUGGGGAAGACUGAGCAGACUGAUGCCUGCAUGAGAUAAACAAACAGGGUUAGUUCCAUGUGAAUCUGUUGGUUCAAAACAAACAAACAAACAAACAAACAAACAAAAAAACAGGCAGCUGGUUUGCUGUGGUGGUUUUAAAUCAUUAAUUUGUAUAAAGACGCGGAAGAAUUGUAUAGUAAAUUAAAUUGUAAACAAAACUUUUUUUAACACAAUGCUUUAGUAUUUUAGUACUGUAAAAAAAAGAAAUUUAAAUAUAUACAUACAUAUCUAUAGAUAGAUAUAUAUAUGGAUUUGAAGCAGAAUUCACAUCACGAUGGUGCUACUCAGCCUGCUACAAAUGUAUCAUAAUGUGAGCUAAGAAUUCAGUAAAGGUUUGAGUGAUGUUCCUACUUGUCAUAAUACCUCAACACUAGCUUGGCAAUAGGAUUUGGAACUGAGAGUGAAAGCUUAUAGCAUCGUGUACCAUCAUUUUUUUUUUCCAAGUCUUUUUUUUAUUAUUAUUAUUAUUAAAAACAUACCUUUUUUUUUCAAUACUUGAUUUCUUAGCAAGUAUAACUUGAACUUCAACCUUUUUGUUCUAAAAAUUCAGGGAUAUUUCAGCUCAUGUUCUCCUUAUGCCAACGUGACACCUGUGUUUAUGUAAAAAAAAAUGUUUGUAGGUUAAUAAAUAUAUUCUUUGUCAGGGAUUUAACCCUUUUAUUUUGAAUCCCUCCUCUUUUUCUUGUAUAUGUAAACUGGUGUAACAGACUAAUUUUGUAAAUCUGUUGGCUCUUUUUAUUGUAAAGAAAAGCAUUUUAGAAGUUUGAGGAAACUUUUUGACUGUUUUAAGCAGGAAAAAAAAAAUUACAUGAAAAUAGAAUGCACUGAGCUGAUAAAGGGAAAAUCUGUAAGGCGGGAGUUUGGCAAGUGGCUGUUGGCUAGAGUCUUAACUCUCUAAAUAAAGUUUUUGAUCCUGUACUCGAUACAGGCACAUACUCCAUGAGGACUUCCCCCAACGGGCAAAACACCUAGAGGUAUGGUGUGCGGUAGACUCUACAAUUACCUUUUGGCCUGAGUACAUUUAACUAACAUUUCAAAUAAACUCUUCAUCAAAGGAGCCCUUUGGGUUUAAUUGGUCCAAUCUUUAUAAGAUGGAUUUUGUCCUUUAAAAAAAAAAAGAAAUGAGUUUUUGGCUGCGUCCGAUUUACAAACAUUUCGCAAAAUGUUUGCUUGCAUACAAACCAGAAGGAUUGUCGUGUUUUACACAGACCAUGAUAUCCAACCCCAAAUAUUUGGUUACUGCAUGUGCAUUCGGUGAUAUGAGUCAGCCACCCUUCAUGAAUAUUUGGUUUCUGUAUCAUCCACCGUCAUUUGUCAAACUGCCGGCCAAAAAGCAGGAAGUAUAGUUGGGGUGGGGAGGGUUAGGGAGAUUAGGUCAGGAGGAAGAGGAGGAGGAGGAGGAGAGGAAAUUGAGGGGCGAAUUGUAAAUAUCAGAUCUCUACUUGUAAAUAUCAAACCUGCCUCAGUUAGAACGGAUUGGGAAGCAGAUCUACAGUUUGCUUGUCUCGGAAUAUCAGGUUGACUAUAUAGCCAUACUUGAAAACGCUUCUGAGUGGUGUCAACUUUACUUGAAUGAAUUCUUUUCAUCUUGAUUGACGCACAGUGAUGUACAGCUCACUUCUAAAGCUAGCGGUUACCGUGUGUAGGAAACUUUUGCAGUUUGACACUAAGAUAAUGAAUUUCUGUGUGCAUUUUUUUUUCUACGCUUUAUUUUUUUUAACUUUUAGUUUCAUUUCGUUUCCAUGAGAUGUUUGAUUUGUUUAUAAGAAAAAAAAUCUGAGGAUGGUUAUAAAUACUGUAAGUAUUGUAAUGUUAUGAAUGCAGGUUAUUUGAAAGCUCUUUAUUAUUAUAUCAUUCCUGAUAACGCUAUGUGAGUGUUUUUAAUAAAAUUUAUAUUUAUUUAAUGCA